Myotis daubentonii (Daubenton's bat) is the source of this 5106-nucleotide messenger RNA. It is a transcript of the gene ASCC2, whose product is annotated as activating signal cointegrator 1 complex subunit 2. Bases 154 to 2457 code for a protein of 767 amino acids. The record is from RefSeq and is a predicted model, not a curated record. The transcript is spliced from 20 exons. Gene Ontology annotation, molecular function: ubiquitin binding. NCBI's taxonomy places the organism in Eukaryota, Metazoa, Chordata, Mammalia, Chiroptera, Vespertilionidae. Gene Ontology annotation, biological process: regulation of DNA-templated transcription.
GUCGAGGCUUCCUAUCACCGUCUGCGGAAUCGCCGUUUGACCCCGGAAGUGCCGGCGGACUGGGAGCUGUCACCGUGGACCGCGGCGGCGGCGGCGGCGGCGGCGGCGGCACGGAGCCGGUAGUGGAGCCGCCGAGGAGGGUCACGCAGCACAAUGCCAGCUCUGCCCCUGGACCAACUCCAGAUCACCCACAAGGACCUGAAGACAGGAAAGCUGAGGACAUCACCAGCGCUGCACCCCGAGCAGAAGGCAGACCGGUAUUUUGUGUUAUACAAACCGCCCCCUAAAGACAACAUUCCCGCCCUAGUGGAGGAGUACCUGGAACGCGCCACCUUCGUAGCCAAUGACCUCGACUGGCUCCUGGCCUUGCCUCACGAUAAAUUCUGGUGCCAGGUCAUCUUCGACGAGACCCUGCAGAAGUGCCUGGACUCCUACCUGCACCAUGUUCCCCGGAAGUUCGACGAGUGGGUGGCCCCGGCCCCCGAGGUUGCUGACAUGCAGAAGCGGCUCCAUCGCAGUGUUUUUCUCACCUUCCUCCGCAUGUCCACUCACAAGGAAUCCAAAGAUCACUUCAUUUCCCCCUCUGCGUUUGGAGAAAUUCUCUACAAUAACUUCCUGUUUGACAUCCCAAAGAUCCUGGACCUCUGCGUGCUCUUUGGAAAAGGCAACUCGCCUCUGCUCAAGAAGAUGAUAGGAAACAUCUUUAACCAGCAGCCAAGUUACUACAAUGACCUGGAUGAGAGCAUGCCCACCAUCCUUCAGGUCUUCAGCAAUAUCCUCCAGCACAGCGGCUUGCAAGGGGACGGGGCCAGCUCCACACCCCAGAAGCUUGAAGAGCGGGGCCGGUUGACCCCCAGUGACAUGCCUCUCCCGGAGUUAAAGGACAUUGUUCUCUACCUUUGUGACACCUGCACUACGCUCUGGGCCUUUCUGGACAUCUUCCCUUUGGCUUGCCAAACCUUCCAGAAACACGACUUCUGUUACAGACUCGCUUCCUUUUACGAAAUAGCAAUUCCCGAGCUGGAGUCUGCAAUUAAGAAGAGGAGGCUAGAAGACAGCAGGCUGCUGGGUGACCUGUGGCAGAGGCUGUCCCACUCCAGGAAGAAGCUGCUGGAGGUUUUUCACAUCCUCCUGUACCAGAUCUGCCUUCUCCCCAUCCUAGAAAGCAGCUGUGACAACAUUCAGGGCUUCAUUGAAGACUUCCUGCAGAUCUUCAGCUCUUUGCUGCAGGAGAAGAGGUUCCUCCGGGACUACGAUGCGCUCUUCCCGGUGGCCGAUGACGUCAGCUUGCUGCAGCAGGCCUCGUCCGUCUUAGAUGAGACACGGGCUGCCUACAUCCUCCAGGCGGUUGAGAGUGCGUGGGAAGGGGUGGACCGACGGAAACCCACGGACGCGAAAGACCCCCCAGGGGCCGAGGAUCUUAAUGGCGUCGGGGCGACCGCGGAGCCAGUCAGGGGACCGGCCUCACAUCCGGAGAACUCGGAGGAGGAGGAGUGCUUGGGGGCCGCUGCCGCCCUGGGCCCCCCGGUGAGUGGCGUGGAGCUGGACUCGCUCAUCUCCCAAGUGAAGGACCUGCUCCCGGACCUCGGGGAGGGCUUCAUCCUGGCCUGCCUGGAGCACUGCGGCUACGACCCGGAGCAGGUCAUCAACGACAUCCUGGAGGAGCGGCUGGCCCCUGCCCUCCGCCAGCUGGACCGCGGCCUGGACAGACAGAUAAAGCCCGACCCGACGCCUCUGCUGACAUCGCGUCACAACGUCUUCCAGAACGAUGAGUUUGACGUGUUCAGCAGGGACUCAGUGGACCUGAGCCGGGUACACAAGGGCAGGAGGAAGGAGGAGGACGCGAGGAGCCUGCUGAACGACAAGAGGGCGGUGGCGGCGCAGCGGCAGCGCUACGAGCAGUACAGCGUCGUGGUGGAGGAGGUAGGUGCCGGGCUGCGGGGCUCUGAGCAGUACCGUGUGGUGGUGGAGGAGGUGCCGCUGCAGCCAGGCGAGGGCCUGUCGUACCGCGGCGAUGACUAUGAGGAUGAGUAUGACGACACGUAUGAUGGCAACCAGGUGGGCGCCAACGAUGCCGACUCCGACGAUGAGCUCAUCAGCCGCAGGCCCUUCACCAUCCCUCAAGUGCUAAGAACCAAAGUGCCCACAGAAGGGCAGGAGGAGGAUGACGAGGAGGAGGAGGAAGCUGAAGACGAGGCCCCCAAGCCCGACCAUUUUGUGCAGGACCCUGCGGUGCUACGGGAGAAGGCAGAAGCCAGGCGCAUGGCCUUUCUCGCCAGGAAAGGGUACCGACAUGACAGCUCAGCAGCUGUGGCCGGCAGCCCCCGGGGCCACGGGCAGAACCGUGAGACAACCCAGGAACGCAGGAAGAAGGAAGCGAACAAGUCGACACGAGCCAAUCACAACCGGAGAACCAUGGCCGACCGCAAACGAAAUAAAGGCAUGAUUCCCUCCUGAAGCCGCCACGCCAGGGCCCGCGAGGAGGCAGCGGUGCCAAGCCCGCCAGGCUGUUUCCUCGCCAGAGACCCAAGUUCAACUCGACCCCUCAGCCGCCUCAGCUUUGCAGCCCCUGAGAAGGCCGCCUCGUUGUCCACCAGCCAGCCGUGAGCACCCUCUUGCAGAACACACAGUGCCUUAUCCCACAGCAGAGGAGCCUGGGCCAGCGCGGGCAGAAGGGAGGGACAGCCCCAAGGCGAGGCCCAAAGCCUCUUGCAGCCAGACACCGCUUCCCUUUCCUCUGGACGGCAGGAAACCUGUGUAUUCCAAACAAAAAAGGCCUGCGAAUAGAAUAAAGCGUUUGACCCUUUUGAGCAAUCAUCCAUGACGUGCCCGUGACCCGCCGUCCCCGUGUCCCAUCCUCCCGUGACAGCCACGGAGGAGGGCAGGACGUCAGCGGGUCCUUCCCAUCAGCCUGCCGUGCUUGCCUCACGUGGCUCCCCUCCCGAUGCCGCUCUGCCUUGCUGUGUGUCCCUGGGAACAUCGCUCCCUUCUCCAGCUCCUGCUUGUGGAAGGAAGGACUCGGGUGUGAGGCCCUGCAGUCCUGCCUGUUCUCCUUUGGUCCCCACCACCUGCUCCCGAGGAGGCAGGCCCGUUGUCAGCCCCAGAGCACAGAUGAGGAAGGGGAGGCCCUGAGCUGACGGCGCCGGCCUGGGCCAUAGCUAGGAGUGGGCCAACGGGGAUGGACACGCAGGCGGACCCCUGGCCUCUGUCAGGCCCCCGGCCCCUGGGUGGUGUCACCUCCGUCUCUGCUGGCCUGAGGACACUUGGCCAGCGCAGAGCCCGGACCAGAACUCAGUGCCUCCUGGUUGUGCGUGUACCAUAAAUCCUACAGAAAUGAGGGGUCGGAGAUCAGAAGAAGCAAGUGAGGAUAUUACUGCCAGGCCCGGUUGGAGUGAGUGGGACUUGGGCCUGGUUCCCCAGAGCCCCCUCCCCGGCAUGGCCAACUGGCUCCGAGUGUGGCAGCAGCUGCCGUCAUCCCGAUUCCCGGGCCUUCAGCAUGUGGCUGCACAAUGGCACAUGGGGGCAGUCGCUGGGCUGAUCCUAGCAGCGGAAGCCAGGGCCCCUGCCCAGCUGGGCCUCGACAAUUGCCCUGGUUGCCAGGACAAUUCAUUUGCAUGUGGUCAGGAUGAGCCUCUGAAGCAGCGAGGCAGACAGGCCUUGACAGAUCGGUUGUGUGCGGUCAGCCCGCUCGAGUGAAAAUCGAUGGCCGUUCUCCCGCGUCGCGCCCGGUCUCUGGGUGCGCUGGAGAUGCAGAGCUGACCUGGGGGCGGUGUCCUCCCCUCACGCUGCCGAAUUAGCUGAGAUCAGGCCCGGGCAGCCACCCCGCCAGGUGGCAGGAGGACUAUUUCCUCCCGUCGGCAUUUGCCAGGGCUCGGGCGGGGGCCGUUCUUGUUCUGUCACUGGCCCAGCUCAUCCCUGGAGCAAAGGCAGGCGGGUCAGGGGAGCUCCCGGCCUUUACAUGUCAUACCUGUUACUGUCCACUUGGCCCCUCUCCUUUCACUCUGCCGUCUGCACCUCCUGACCACCAGAGUGGUGUCCAGGCCGCACCCGCUUCCUGGUUUAAAGGCCUUGAGAAGACAGAAGGGAUUUUUCCAAUUUUCCCGAACGUCCUGCCAGGCCAAUUGAGCCUCCCUGGAGGAUCUGCAUGCUUUCUCAUUCUAGAUCUUGAGAGCACCCUUUCAGGGAUGCUUUGAAAACAGCUCAGGGUCAUGGUGCUGGCAGGCACACCCCUUCGCCUCAUAGGGUCUCAGUUUUCUCAUCUGCAAAGUGGGUACAUUGGCCCAGAUGAAUGGUUUACACUUGGUGCCUGUUAAAUCCUCUGAGGCAGCCCCAAGGUUUAAGAUGGGCAAUGGCAGAAGUGCUCUAAGUGAAGUGGGACGGGGGCCCUGAACCCUGCCCACUGGCUCACUGGGGUCCAACCACUCCUGCUUCUGACGCAAGAAUUUUCAAGUGCCUUCUCUGUUCCCUGGCAGAGAAUAUGACUAUGACAGGCAUUUCCCAGGAAGCUUUUAAGACCUUGUGCCUCUGAGAGAGACUCGUGUUUGUUCCUAGUCCGUGAGUGGCGAUGACGGUUAGCAUGUUUGCUUGGACAGCGCUUCUGUGCUGCGAGUGGGUGGACAGAGCGCGUCAUUGUUUAUAGAAGGGAGCCGGGAGCACAGGGAGUGACUUGCCCGGAGCCCAGGGCGAGUUAGCGGCAGGGCCUGCACGCAGAGCCUUUCUGAGGGCCCCCGAGCCAGCAGGUGCAGCCAGAGGAGGAAAUGGCUGUCAAGAACCUGCCUGUCCCUGUUACACCAAGAGCUUGGGGUAAAUAAUACAGGGAGGGAAUAAAAAUAAAAACAAACCCACCAAAAAUGGGGUGGGGGUGGGGGUGGAACACCCCCUUUAUAUGUCAGUGAAAUGAUGCUAGCCAUGUGGGAAACUAAAUAUUCAAGAAUGAUGUUUUUUAAAGUUUGAAAGCAGAAUACAUGCUGGUGAAAAUGUAAAAAAAAAAAGAAAGAAAAGAUUUUGCAUACAGACCACAUCUGGAAGGGAAUGUGCAUGAAUGAACACGAUGAUGAGACCACGAUGAACUGUAGUGAAAAUAAAGGUACUCACUGAGGACUUGCA